Messenger RNA from Lotus japonicus, 1328 nucleotides. RefSeq names its product 28 kDa ribonucleoprotein, chloroplastic. Gene Ontology annotation, cellular component: cytosol. The record is from RefSeq and is a predicted model, not a curated record. Bases 115 to 936 code for a protein of 273 amino acids. Gene Ontology annotation, molecular function: mRNA binding. NCBI's taxonomy places the organism in Eukaryota, Viridiplantae, Streptophyta, Magnoliopsida, Fabales, Fabaceae. The transcript has 4 exons.
AUCUACAUCUCUCUAUCUUUUUCUCUCUCUCUCUCUCUCUCUCAUCCCAUCUUACUUGUUAAAGUGUCUUUAUUACUUACACAGAGUUGCAUCACCAUUCACCACAAUCACAACAUGGCUGCCACUGCUGCAGCUGCAGGCAUAGCCUCUUCCUUGUUUUCUUCUUCCAUCAACACCAAUGUCAAAUGUCUACGCUCCAAGAACUGCUCCGUGUUGGCAUCAGUGUCACAGUCCUACCUAGUGGAACCUUUGUCCAUUGGUGGCACCAUCUCACACAACAAGUUGUGGGUUCCUAGAAUUUCUGCUGCUGUUGCACAAGAAGAGGUGGCACUGGCUGCUGAGGCAGAUGAUGGUUUAGUUGAAGAGAAAGUUGAGGAAGUGGUAGCAGAGGAAGAGGCUAAUUCUUCUGUCAACACUAAGCUUUAUUUUGGGAAUUUGCCAUACAGUGUUGAUAGUGCACAACUUGCAGGGUUGAUUGAGGAAUAUGGUAGUGCUGAACUAAUUGAGGUUCUUUACGACAGGGACUCUGGAAAAAGUAGAGGCUUUGCAUUUGUGACGAUGAGUUGUGUUGAAGAUUGUAAUACUGUCAUCGAAAAUCUUGAUGGAAAAGAGUUCUUGGGCCGAACUUUGCGGGUGAACUUAUCUGACAAACCAAAACCAAAAGAACCCUUGUACCCCGAAACUGAGCAUAAGCUUUUUGUUGGGAACCUGUCAUGGACAGUAACUUCUGAGAGUCUAAUACAAGUCUUUCAAGAAUAUGGAACCGUGGUCGGAGCCAGGGUCUUAUAUGAUGGGGAAACCGGAAGGUCACGUGGCUAUGGAUUCGUUUGCUAUUCAAAAAGAUCUGAAUUGGAAACUGCCCUUAUAUCCCUAAAUAAUGUGGAACUAGAAGGACGAGCAAUACGAGUAAGCUUGGCGGAAGGAAAACGUUCAUAAGGUUAACACUUCAUAGAAACUUGGGAAGACUCUAGAUGUUUACAAAUGGCGCUGAAGAAAUGAGAAGGCGAUGCCCUAUAUGCAUAUCCCCAUCUUCAGUUUGCUGAGGAUUUCCAAAUGCUGUUUCAUUGUGUUAAAAUCUUUAUUGAUACUAACAUUGGCUAUAUGUUGCUUCCUUCUUGUCUCACUGGGAAUAAUACAUUGAUCACAGAUUCUACUCUAAUGUAACAUUUCCUAUGAAAUAUUUAGCACCUUAAGGUGUAAAGUAUCGCACCAUGGUGAAAUGACGAGCAUCAAAUACAAAUUUUUGCUGCAGAAUUUGUAAAUUAGUAACCUUAAGAUACAGCAGAACAUAUAAUGUUAGUAGAAUGAAAUCAUUUUGGUUGCUUGCU